GAGUAAAUGCUCUUUGCUGUCACCUUUUGACUCUUUGGUUAACCUUUUCUUUCUUUUAGGUCAGCGUCCUCUUCUUUCUUUCUUUCCCCUCUCUUUUUUCUUUCUAUAUAUGCACACCCUUCCACCAAGCCACUAACCUUAGCCUUACUCGCUUGUCUUAGCAUUUUCCCAAGAAACUCAAAAAGCUAGAGACCACCAAUUUCAACCCACACCUAUUUCUUUUUCUUCUUCUUUUACUUCUUUUCUUCUUCAUCUCCACCACAAAUUUAUUUUUUUCUUUUUAAGAGAGAAAAAUAGAUAAAGGAGAAAGGUGAAUAUGGGUCGGCCUCCUUGUUGUGAUAAAGAGGGCGUCAAGAAAGGACCAUGGACUCCUGAAGAAGACAUCAUUUUAGUCUCCUACAUUCAAGAGCAUGGUCCUGGAAAUUGGAGGACUGUUCCUACCAAUACAGGAUUGCUCAGAUGUAGUAAAAGUUGCAGGCUUCGUUGGACUAAUUACCUUAGGCCUGGGAUUAAACGUGGUAAUUUUACUGACCAGGAGGAGAAGAUGAUCAUCCACCUUCAAGCUCUUCUUGGCAAUAGAUGGGCUGCAAUAGCUUCAUACCUCCCACAGAGAACAGACAACGACAUUAAAAACUACUGGAACACAUACUUGAAGAAGAAGCUCAAUAAGCUUGAAACAGGUUUAUCAGCAGCUCAUUCUAGAGAAGGGUUUUCAUCAACAACUUCACAAUCCAUGUCCAGAGGUCAAUGGGAAAGGAGGCUUCAGACGGACAUUCACAUGGCUAAGCAAGCUCUGUCUGAAGCUCUGUCCCCUGACAAACCCCCAACCACUUUAUCUGACUUUGAAUCCUCUAAUUCACCCGUUUCUUGCAAUAAACCACCACAAGGAUCUUCAAGCUACGCAUCAAGCACAGAGAACAUAGCUCGGUUGCUCAAAGGUUGGAUGAGAAAUCCAGCUAAACCAGCAAGAAAAAGCUCAGCCACAGCCACAGCCACUACUACUCAGAACAAUUCCUUGAGAAAAAUUUGUGCAGGGAAUGAAUCUGCAUCCAGUGAAGGGACACAAAGUGCAGCAAAUUACAACAGUGGGAUGGAAAUGUGUGAGGCUGCUUUGGAAUCCUUGUUUGGGUUCGAGUCCUUUGAGUCUUCCAAUUCGGAUUUGUCUGGGUCUGUGUCCCCUGAUGCUAGCUUAUUCCAAGAUGAGAGCAAGCCUGAUACUCCAAACGUUGAUCAAUUGCCUCUUUCAUUGCUGGAGAAGUGGCUGUUUGAUGAAAGCGCUAUUAGUACUACUCAAGGGAAAGAACAACAACUCAUUAGCAAUUAUAAUGAUAUGACACUAGUCCAAAAUGCUGACUUUUUUUCUAGCUAGGUAGCUAUAUAGCUUUGGUACUAGUUAAUUAAUAUUGGUUUUGUUGGGUUUAUCUUUGGUUCUCCAUCUUUGGAACUGUUAAGAAGUUAUUAAUUUCACAGUUCUACAUGAGAGUAGUCAAGUUUGUUACUAUCACUUUUAAUGUUAGACCAUAAAAAAGAAAGUGUAAAUUUCAUAUUUAUUAUGUUAAAUCGCUUUGGCCCUUA
Molecule: messenger RNA, 1575 nt
Organism: Ziziphus jujuba (common jujube)
Lineage: Eukaryota; Viridiplantae; Streptophyta; Magnoliopsida; Rosales; Rhamnaceae
Product: myb-related protein 306
Exons: 3
Coding region: 317-1369 (350 amino acids)
Biological process (GO): response to auxin
Source: RefSeq, a predicted model, not a curated record